This is a messenger RNA of Echinostoma caproni, 306 nucleotides long. The record is from the annotation of a GenBank genome assembly. NCBI's taxonomy places the organism in Eukaryota, Metazoa, Platyhelminthes, Trematoda, Plagiorchiida, Echinostomatidae.
AUGCCAAUCACCUCACAUCUUCAACAUUUGAUUGUACAACGUUCCGGUAACGUUCGUGGCAUUGAAGUACCUUCAGUAAAGUUGGAAGUGGACGGUGCACCUGUUUAUCUUAAACGACGCGUUCUCUCAUACGGUCAAUGGGAAGGUGUCAUGAAAGCGUUGCAGAAAAUGGAACAGGAUGGUGUGAUAAGCAAAUUUGAAUCCAGUGCCUGGACAGCGCCGAUUGUCGUGGCGAUGAAAAUUGAUGAUAAGACACUAGGGAUCUGUAGAGACAAUCGACUAAGGUUGAAUCCCCGAUUGUGGUGA